AUCUCAUUGCCAUCCGUUCUUAUCAAAAUGCUGGCUAGCGGCCGAGUUGUCGGUUAUGUUAAAGUUCCUGUACAAGAGGUAUUCUUCUCGGAAAAUGAAGCGCUUUGCGGGAAUUGGUGUGGACGAAUGCGGGCUUUACCGAUGAAAUGGCCGACACUUGCCGAUCGAAAUAAUCGCUCAGAAGAUGUGAGUCGUGUUGGUGAACAUGAGAACAAGUUACAUUGA
Messenger RNA from Cooperia oncophora, 225 nucleotides. Lineage: Eukaryota; Metazoa; Nematoda; Chromadorea; Rhabditida; Trichostrongylidae. The record is from the annotation of a GenBank genome assembly.